AUGUUGACUCGGAAAAGUGGGCUGAUCCUUCGUAAAUGCGACGCGAACGAGCGCGUUGGAGGUAUAUCUGCUAAAUGCGUGUUCACUCUACACGUUGGGACUGUUAUCUUGUCUGAUCAGGCAGUGAUAAGCUCCCGUGGCAAAGCGUUAGCGUUAACUUGGCGAUUCUACGAUCAGCCACCGAGUAUGACCCAUCAGCUCGCAGGACGAGUGAUGCAUUUUGACUUCUCACUGGAGUAUGACACACGGCUAUCUCAGAACUUUCUAGAUUAUCUCAAACAUGAUGAGAUGCCAAUUAUUGUAUGUGAGAUAGACAAUCAAAAAAAGCCCUUCGCGAGCUGCCUUCUGCCAUUGCGUGACGCGUUGUUGCACACGAAUAGAAGAGUCGAUAUGUCGUUGGCCCUGAUUUCCAGUACUGGUAUUAAGAAUAAGGAGGCAUCGAUGAAUAGCUUUACAAUGAACGAGGAGUUGGGGGUGUUAGAUGUGUGGUGUAUGCUGCGGGUACCACCCAGCAUGAUGGGAGUCAUCAAUGACGUCAUCUCACAGACCAUCGCAAGUUUCCAUCAUCACCCGUCAUCCAUGGAGAGGAUAGUUGAUGAUGAUCACUCGGAUUUUCACCUGGAUCAGGACCUCAACCUGCGUAGAACGAGUAAAACACAACUAACAGAAUCGAAAUAUUCAUACGAUUCAGAAAAUAUUUACGACAUAAUGAACUCCAAGAAAUGGCGGAGAUCGAGUGCUUUAAAACAUGCGGACGGACUUCACAAGAAGUCGGUGACUAUUCUGCAAAAAGUACCGCGAAGACCAACAUCUUUGCCGACUUCACAGCUAAUUGGAAAACUAUCAGAUGAUAAUAACACCUUGGAUAUAACGAUUCUUUGGCUAGCGUUAAACGAAGAGUGUCGAGCGAUGAACGAUCCAAUUGUCAAGCGUAUAUAUGUAGCUUUCGCAUUUCUGGGCAAAGCCGGUGCGGAUAUGGAAACGCCUAGUAGUUUGCCAAAGCCGAGGAAUUUUAUGGAUAAAUGCCAUUUUAAUUUUAGGAAAUCCUUUGCGAUAAACGAAAGCGACGUGGUGGUAGUGGGGCAAAUGGCACAUCACCGCCAGGAUAACACCACGUCUCCUGACCCAAAGGAUUGUAUUAUCUUUUCCAUCAUCAGCGAACCACCUGAAGAUCCACUCGGAUUGGAGAGCUGUGAGGAUAUCGGCUACGCCUACCUGUAUCUCGGCGAUGCAUUAUCUUCAAAUGGCAACACUUACACUGAGGUGCUGCCUAUCCGGACUACGGACGAGGCCUAUGUGUGUGGCCGAUUAGCUGUAAGGGUCGACGGGCUGGCAGUCAUACGGGCCUGUGUCGAACGAACACGCUCGUCCAAGUAG
Messenger RNA from Pieris macdunnoughi, 1377 nucleotides. NCBI's taxonomy places the organism in Eukaryota, Metazoa, Arthropoda, Insecta, Lepidoptera, Pieridae. The record is from the annotation of a GenBank genome assembly.